This is a messenger RNA of Alligator mississippiensis (American alligator), 2380 nucleotides long. It is a transcript of the gene THUMPD1, whose product is annotated as THUMP domain containing 1. Gene Ontology annotation, molecular function: RNA binding. The record is from RefSeq and is a predicted model, not a curated record. Bases 45 to 983 code for a protein of 312 amino acids. Gene Ontology annotation, biological process: tRNA modification. Lineage: Eukaryota; Metazoa; Chordata; Crocodylia; Alligatoridae. The transcript is spliced from 4 exons.
CGCGCCGCGCCGCGGCAGCACGUGGCAGGGCUGGCGGGGGCACCAUGGCGGCCCCGGAUAGGAAGCGGCGGCACAAGGCGCAGUACGUGCAGGGCCCGGCGGUGAAGCGGGGCCGCGCCGGGGCGCCGCGGCAGCUGGAGCCGGGCAUGCAGGGCAUCCUCAUCACGUGCAACAUGAACGAGCGCAAGUGCGUGGGGGAGGCCUACAGCCUGCUGGGCGAGUACGGCGAGCAGCUGUACGGGCCCGAGAAGUUCUCAGAUCAAGAUGACAAGCUGUCAGGAAGUGAAGAGGAUGAUGUUGAAGCUGCCUUAAAGAAAGAAAUCGAUCAGAUUCGUACUUCAACAGAACAGAAGCUGAGACGAUUCCAGUCAGUAGAGAGUGGAGCUAACAACGUGGUCUUUAUUAGGACCCUGGGCAUAGAGCCUGAGAAGCUGGUGCAUCAUAUAUUAAAAGACAUGCACACUACUAAAAAGAAGAAAACAAGAGUUAUUCUGCGCAUGCUGCCCAUUUCUGGAACCUGCAAGGCUUUUUUGGAGGAUAUGAAAAAAUACACGGAGACCUUUUUUGAGCCUUGGUUUAAAGCCCCUAAUAAAGGGACUUUUCAGAUUGUGUACAAAGCUCGUAAUAAUAGUCAUAUGAGUAGGGAAGAAGUAAUCAAAGAACUGGCAGGAAUAGUGGGCAGCCUAAAUCCAGAAAACAAAGUGGAUCUUAAUAACCCAGAGAAUACCAUUGUGGUAGAAAUAAUAAAAAAUGUCUGUUGCUUGAGUGUGGUGAAAGACUAUGUUCUGUUCAGAAAAUACAACCUGCAAGAGGUGGUGAAGACCAACAAGGAGGAGGGGCAGCAAAACCUGUCAAGUGUCACAGAAGAGGAGAGCUCAAAAGAAAUAAAAUCAGCUGAGGACUCGAAUGAAUUGAAAUCAGGAGACAGACUUCAAAGUGAAGAAGAGAGUAAGCGCAAUGAGCAUGACCUUCAGCAGGUGUAGGAAAUGUCACAGGAAGGAAGGACACCUGUAAGAGACUGGCUUUGAGUUCUAAAAUGGCCUUUUAAAGAGAAGCUAUGGGAUUUUUUUUAAUUUUAUUUGGAGUUUAGUUUUUAAAGUCAAUGGGUAGUAUGAGUUGAUUUUUCAUACACUAUUGUGUAGUCACUAGUGGACCUUUGUGUUUCAACAUGUCCAGUAUCCAGGAGUGUGGUACUAUUUUUUACUCAGUCUCUCGGCCUGGUUUGCCUCUGCUUUGCACCUUGUAUGAUUGCACACCUAUGCAAAGCGUAUGUAAAACAUUCCUAAUCUGAUCUGAUAACACUUACUGCCAACUUCCCAUAGGUAAAAGUACGUAGGAUACAAGGCAAUAUGGAAUUGACCUUGCUAAGAAGCACUAGGUAUGGGUGGGAUUGAGAGUUUUGGAAAAAAAGAUGGCUUGUUAUAAAGAAUAUAAAUGAAAAUGUAGUGACUUAGUUUUGGCAUCUCUGGACUUUUCAUAGCAUGUAAGCCCUCAUUGUCUUGUAAAAUAGAGAAUGGGACUAAGCACACCCAUUUUGCAUGUUGGAUAAGGAAUGAAAACAGGCAGAUGAGAGAACUUAGUAUGUCAAAGUAGUUCAGUGUUGUGACCAAACCUAGAAAAAAAUGCUUAAACUUCCUAGGACAAACAUGCCUAAUAGGGCUGUUGCAUGGGAUUUUUACCAAAAAUCCCAUGGUAUGUCUCAAACAGUAAUGUACACAUUAGAGUUCCUGGAUAAAACCACAUAUUGUACAUAUCUAUUGAAUCAGGACCCAGCAAGUAACUUAAAAAGAGCCUACUUCUGCUUUUAUUCAAGAUAUGCAAUUCCUGUUGUUUUUCUUUAAUAGUCUCAGUUUGUUGGUUUUAUUUUUUAUUAGCUGCGCUACAGGUUUGAGUUUGAACCCCGUCAGAAACUGUAGGUUGUAAAAUAAGUUCUUUGUGGUGUACACCAUAUAACAGAGAAAGGAUCAGUUUACCUAUUUGUAUAGUUUUGGCUUUACAGAAUUAAUUUUGUUUCAGAUUGAAACUAACAUCUGUCCAUGGGUUUUACCUCUUCCUAUAGGCUUGGCAGUUUGUUACACUAGGUUUGCAGAAAUCCAGGCUGAUUUAAGUAAACCGAUAUAGUGCAGCUUUAGCUUCUCAUAAUGUAUCAACAGCCGAAACAGCCUCUGGGUCACUAACAGAAAAUGGCUUGUCCCAAGAUAGCACUGCUUGGUCUUCAUUCAGUGGAAAGGACAUGGUGAAGUCUCAAAAUGGGUUUUGUUUUAUAUUUCCCUGUGUUCUUAAAACAGUUACGGAUGUUUGGAAAUUAAAAAAAGAGACUCCUUCCCUGUUCCUGUCCUUUUAUUCCUCCCCUCAUUUAUUAAAACCCUGUUUUAUUGCC